Panicum hallii is the source of this 1535-nucleotide messenger RNA. Its product is annotated as eukaryotic translation initiation factor 5B. Gene Ontology annotation, cellular component: UTP-C complex; CURI complex. The record is from RefSeq and is a predicted model, not a curated record. The transcript has 8 exons. Gene Ontology annotation, biological process: ribosomal small subunit assembly; rRNA processing. Lineage: Eukaryota; Viridiplantae; Streptophyta; Magnoliopsida; Poales; Poaceae. The coding region runs from base 209 to 1327 and encodes 372 amino acids.
CAAGUACCAACACGGCAACAUCCAAGGCCCAAACCCUACGCACCCCCCGGAGCGCGCCGACGCCGACAGGCAACGGCAGCUACCACCGAGAAUUACCCUCGCCGGCGCCGCCGCAGCCGGGGGCUGCUCACGGGCGGGGAUUUACACGGCGCCGCCCAUUUGAUUGCCUUCUUCCUUAGUCCUUAGGCUUGGGUACUAAUCUGUUGCUAUGGGGAAAUCCAAAGACAAGAAGGCUUCGCGGGAAGCGAAGGAAGACAAGAAAUUGGCGCUUGGCGUCAAGAAGAAGCAGCUAAAGAGGAAGAAGGACAGAGUCGUGGAAUGCGCCGUCGACAGCGAACCCGCUGCCGAGCAUGGUAUCGUGGAAGAUAAAGAAUUGGCACGGAGAAAGAAAAUUGCAUUGUUGAAGCAGAAGAAGAAAAAUAAGCAUGCCAAAGUAAAGAGCAGCCAUGCCAGGGCUGAUGAUGUGGUGGAAUCACUGUCAGACAGUAAAGAUGAUGCAACGCCUAAGCUGAAGAAGAAGAAGAGCAAAAAGAAGCUAAUGGAAAGUAGCAGUCCUGUCAAGGUAUAUGAGAGUUCAGUUGCUAGUGAUGAUGCUGGAGCAUCUAAGCUGAAGAAGAAGAAAAGGAAGGUAAAAGGAGGGAAGAGCUCUACUGGAAUUACUGAUGCGGAAGAAAUUCUGCACGUAAAUCAAAUUGAGGAAACUCAAAGUGCUGAUGUCAACCAACUUGCAGCACGGAGUGAAGAUAUGGAUAAUGAGGGGCCUGAGAAAGCAAAGAGGAGAAAGAAAAAGGAACUUAAAAGGUCCGGGAAGGCCAAGACAAAUAAGCAUGCAUCAAGCAAAGAGAACAACCUGGAGAGGCAUGUUGAAGUUGAUACUGCAAACGCUGAUGAGAUUCCAUCGGUUGACGAAGACUGUUCCAGAGGAAUGAAAAAAUGGAUCUUGGAGUACAAACAAAAUAGACCUGGCUUGAAGGUUUUGCAGGAAAGAAUAGAUGAGUUUAUAGUUGCUCAUGAAGAACAACAGGAGAAGGAGAGAAAAGAAAGGGAGGCCCGUGCAGCAGAAGAUGGAUGGACAGUUGUGGUGCAUCACAAGGGUCGGAAAAAGACCACAGAUACUGAAAGUGGAACAGCUGUUGGCUCUGUAUCUCUUGCUGCAAUGCAAGAGAAAAUGGCUAAAAAGAAACCCAAGGAAGUUGAUAUGAACUUCUACAGAUUUCAGAAACGAGAAGCCCACCUCAGUGAACUGGCAAUGUUGCAGAGUAAGUUCGAGCAGGACAGGAAAAGGAUACAGGAGCUUAGGGCUCAGAGGAAAUUCAAGCCUUACUAAUUCUGCUCAAACCGCAAGAUGGCCGAAGGGUUGGUUGCUGUGAUCAGUGGCCACUCGUUGCUCGACAAACAAUUUUGUUUCGCUGGACGUUCUCUAGCUUGUAUGGCUCUUAAACUGAUACGGUGUCAACUGUACUCUAUGUUGCUUGCAUUUGCGGUGCCAAUACAUAUUGUUUGAAUCAAAGCUAUGAUCUGGUGCGUUCUGUGGA